Messenger RNA from Parathielavia appendiculata, 1248 nucleotides. Its product is annotated as ureidoglycolate hydrolase. The record is from RefSeq and is a predicted model, not a curated record. Gene Ontology annotation, biological process: allantoin catabolic process. Lineage: Eukaryota; Fungi; Ascomycota; Sordariomycetes; Sordariales; Chaetomiaceae. The coding region runs from base 53 to 943 and encodes 296 amino acids. Gene Ontology annotation, molecular function: ureidoglycolate hydrolase activity; ureidoglycolate lyase activity. The transcript has a single exon.
CUUCUUCCUUCUCUUGCUCGUAAUCUCUCAUCGGCUUCAACAUACUUCCGAAAUGCAGCCAUCCGAUACAAGACCUGCCAAUCGGGACAUUGUAAUACACGCAGCUCGCCUCACACGCGAAGCAUUUGCUCCCUUUGGGGAUGUGAUUGAAAAUCCGCAACCCGGCGUGCACCCCUCUUCAAUCGCAAAGUCAUCACAACCGCUACCAUGCAACGGGGUAUCCGCGAACCAAGGCUCAGCCAUCAAAUUCCAACAUGUCUCGCGCCAACUAAACCUCUAUGACCAGGCUCCCAGCCGCCGCCCUGGGGCCGCUAUUAUGAGCAUCUUUAGGUGUGCCGCCCGCGCCCGCAUUCCCGACCUACUCCCGGCUACGGCUCCGAUUCAGACUCCCGCGCCGAUCCCGGCCGGAACCACCGACUUGGAGCCCCUCCCAUCAGCCUUCCCCGUCACAAUACUCGAACGCCACCCCUUCACAACCCAAACCUUUAUCCCCUUCACCGCAAACCCCAACAACCGCUAUCUCGUCAUCGUAGCACCUAGCCUCCCUCUCUCUCCUCCUACUCCCUCCUCAAGCAACGAGAAAGAGACAACCCUGCCGGUCCCAGCCAGUUCCCCCCCCUCGUCGAGCUACUUCCGCCCACUGCCGGGUAGCGGUAAGCCCGACCUGCGCCGCCUCCGCGCGUUUGUGGCAACCGCCACGCAGGCCGUUACCUACGGCGCUGGGACGUGGCAUGCGCCCAUGGUGGCUCUGGGCGAGAAGGGAACGGAAGCGAUGGAUUUUGUCGUGGUGCAGUUUGCCAAUGGCGUCGCGCUGGAGGAUUGCCAGGAGGUGGAGUUGACAGAUAUCGCAGGGCCGGGGCCAAGGUUGGGGGACGGCCCUGGGGAAAGACGACAUGUUUCAGUGAAGCUGGUGCCGAUGGGUUUGAGGAUGGCUAAGCUUUAAACAUGUGUGGGUUUUCAUCCGCAUGCCGGUGGCCUCGUCGACCCGAAUGUGCCACGUGAGAUAUCCUGCCAUCGCCGUCUGUCAGAGAACGCGUGUUAUACGAUGCCGCUUGGUAAUGCUGGCUGAGCCUCUGUCUUGCCCAUUCCUGCCUGGGCACACAUUCAGCUUGAGCUUUUCUCCAUGGACUGUGGGACUGUGAGAUGGCAUCCUCUGCUGAACGCGAAUUCGCCCUCUCGGCAAAACGAGAUAUGACUUCUAUCAUUGACAGCCACCAGCAAACCAGAGAAUUGCAGAUAAGCGCAUGA